Messenger RNA from Lepus europaeus (European hare), 3168 nucleotides. RefSeq names its product solute carrier family 12 member 9 (gene SLC12A9). NCBI's taxonomy places the organism in Eukaryota, Metazoa, Chordata, Mammalia, Lagomorpha, Leporidae. Gene Ontology annotation, molecular function: potassium:chloride symporter activity. Gene Ontology annotation, biological process: cell volume homeostasis; chloride ion homeostasis; potassium ion import across plasma membrane. Gene Ontology annotation, cellular component: membrane. The record is from RefSeq and is a predicted model, not a curated record.
GGCAGCCGCGGCGGACGGUGCCGGCGCCCGCGCCCCUCGGCGCUAGGCGGACCCCUGUGCCCGCGGGGCUCCCCCGGGGGGCCCCUUCGCUCAGCCAUGGCCAGCGAGAGCUCGCCUCUGCUGGCCUACCGGCUCCUGGGGGAGGAGGGGGCUGCCUUCCCCGCCAGUGGCGCGGGGGGCCCUGGAGGGGCGUCUGCCCGGAAGCUCUCCACCUUCCUGGGCGUGGUGGUGCCCACAGUCCUGUCCAUGUUCAGCAUAGUGGUGUUCCUGAGGAUUGGGUUCGUGGUGGGCCACGCCGGGCUGCUGCAGGCCCUGGCCAUGCUGCUCGUUGCCUACUUCAUCCUGGCGCUCACCGUCCUCUCGGUCUGCGCCAUCGCCACCAAUGGCGCGGUGCGGGGCGGCGGAGCCUACUUCAUGAUCAGCCGGACGCUGGGCCCGGAGGUCGGGGGCAGCAUUGGCCUGAUGUUCUACCUGGCCAACGUGUGCGGCUGUGCCGUGUGCCUGCUGGGGCUCGUGGAGUCCGUGCUGGACAUCUUCGGGGCUGAUGCCACAGGCCCCGGUGGGCUCCGGGUGCUGCCACAGGGCUAUGGCUGGAACCUCCUCUACGGCUCCCUGCUGCUGGGCCUCGUGGGUGGGGUCUGCACGCUGGGCGCUGGCCUCUACGCCCGAGCCUCCUUCCUUACCUUCCUGCUGGUCUCCGGCUCCUUGGCCUCUGUGCUGGUCAGCUUUGUGGCCGUGGGGCCCAGGGACAUCCCCUUGACCCCACGCCCGGGCCCCAACGGCUCCUCCCUGCCGCCCAAGGUCGGCCACUUCACUGGCUUCAACAGCAGUACCCUGAAGGAGAACCUGGGUGCCGGCUACGCCGAGGACUACACCACAGGGGCCAUGAUGACGUUCGCCAGCGUCUUUGCCGUCCUCUUCAAUGGCUGCACGGGCAUCAUGGCGGGGGCCAACAUGUCAGGCGAGCUGAAGGAGCCCAGCCGGGCCAUUCCCCUCGGCACGAUCGUGGCCGUGACCUACACCUUCUUCAUCUACGUCCUGCUCUUCUUCCUCUCCAGCUUCACCUGCGACAGGACGCUGCUGCAGGAGGACUACGGCUUCUUCCGUGCCAUCAGCCUCUGGCCCCCACUGGUGCUGAUCGGCAUCUAUGCCACGUCGCUCUCGGCCUCCAUGAGCUCGCUCAUCGGCGCCUCCCGCAUCCUGCAUGCCCUGGCCCAGGACGACCUCUUCGGAGCCAUCCUGGCCCCGGCCAAGGUUGUGACCCGCGGGGGGAACCCCUGGGGGGCCGUCCUCUACUCCUGGGGCCUAGUGCAGCUGGUGCUCCUGGCUGGGAAGCUGAACACGCUGGCCGCCGUUGUCACGGUCUUCUACCUGGUGGCCUACGCCGCGGUGGACCUGUCUUGCCUGAGCCUGGAGUGGGCCUCGGCCCCCAACUUCCGCCCCACCUUCAGCCUGUUCUCCUGGCACACCUGCCUGCUGGGCGUGGCCUCCUGCCUGCUCAUGAUGUUCCUUAUCAGCCCCGGGGCGGCCGGCGGCUCCCUGCUGCUCAUGGGCCUGCUCUGCGCCCUGCUCACCGCCCGAGGAGGCCCCAGCAGCUGGGGCUACGUCAGCCAGGCCCUGCUCUUCCACCAGGUGCGUAAGUACCUGCUCCGGCUGGACGUCCGGAAGGACCACGUGAAGUUCUGGCGGCCCCAGCUGCUGCUCCUGGUGGGGAACCCCCGGGGCGCCCUGCCCUUGCUGCGGUUGGCCAACCAGCUCAAGAAAGGGGGGCUGUACGUGCUGGGCCACGUGACCUUGGGGGACCUGGAUUCCCUGCCCUCGGACCCUGUGCAGCCACAGUAUGGGGCGUGGCUGAGCCUGGUGGACCGGGCCCAGGUGAAGGCCUUCGUGGACCUGACCCUCUCGCCCUCCGUGCGCCAGGGGGCUCAGCACCUGCUGCGGAUCUCGGGCCUCGGUGGCAUGAAGCCCAACACGCUGGUCCUGGGCUUCUACGACGACGCACCGCCGCAAGACCACUUCCUCACGGACCCAGCCUUCUCCGAGCCCGCGGCCGGCGCCCCCGAGGGCGGCUCCCCGGCCCUGAGCACCCUGUUCCCUCCGCCACGGGCCCCCGGGAGCCCCCGUGCGCUCAGCCCCCAGGACUACGUGGCCACCAUGGCGGACGCCCUCAAAAUGAACAAGAACGUGGUUCUGGCCCGGGCCUGCGGGGCGCUGCCCCCGGAGCGGCUGAGCGGGGGCUCCCGGGGCCCCUCGCCGCCCCACCACGUGGACGUGUGGCCCCUCAACCUGCUGCGGCCCCGGGGUGGGCCCGGCUACGUGGACGUCUGUGGCCUCUUCCUGCUGCAGAUGGCAACCAUCCUGGGCAUGGUGCCCGCCUGGCACAGCGCGCGGCUCCGCAUCUUCCUGUGCCUGGGGCCGGGCGAGGCGCCCGGGGCGGCCGAGGGGCGGCUCCGGGCCCUGCUGAGCCAACUGCGGAUCCGGGCCGAGGUGCGCGAGGUGGUGUGGGGCGAGGGCGCCGGGCCCCGGGAGCAAGAGGAAGAGGAAGAAGGGGACUUCGUGAACGGCGGGCGAGGAGAGGCGGAGGCCGAGGCCCUGGCGCGCAGCGCCAACGCCCUGGUGCGGGCCCAGCAGGGGCGCGGCACCGGCGGGGGCCCCGGGGGCCCCGAGGCCGGGGAUGGCCAGGAGGGGCCCACCACGGCCCUCACCUUCCUGUACCUGCCACGGCCGCCUGCCGACCCCACCCGCUACCCCCGCUACCUGGCGCUGCUGGAGACCCUGAGCCGCGACCUGGGCCCCACGUUGCUCGUCCACGGCCUCACCCCGGUCACCUGCACUGACCUCUGAGGCCAGGCCCCAGCUCAUCCGGGAUUCCUGGACGAUGAAGAGGGAGGAGCCACCUCCCUCCGGCCCUGCCCUUGGGACCUGGAGCCCCCUCCCCGACCCCCCCAGGUGGAGACGCUAGGGGUCCUGGGCUCAGGCUGACCCGCCUCCUCUGGGAGGGGACCCAGGGCACGGGUGCCCCCGCCCGCCCGCCUCUCCUCCACUGGUGCCUUGACGGGAGGGGCUGGUCUCCUCUGCGACCCUAGGCCACCGCAGCCUGGGGUGGGGACGUUCCCUGUGUUUUAUUUUUCUAACUCUGCUGACGGUGAAUAAAAGACCAAAACACUA